Molecule: messenger RNA, 2940 nt
Organism: Aspergillus melleus
Lineage: Eukaryota; Fungi; Ascomycota; Eurotiomycetes; Eurotiales; Aspergillaceae
Product: glutamine amidotransferase subunit DUG2
Exons: 6
Coding region: 1-2940 (979 amino acids)
Biological process (GO): proteolysis; glutathione catabolic process
Molecular function (GO): peptidase activity; protein binding
Source: RefSeq, a predicted model, not a curated record
AUGCCGGCGAUGGAUCCCACAGCAAUUGUCGAGUCGGAUAGUACCUCGGAAAUCGAUGAACAGACCAAAACCUGGGAAUCCUCACUUUCCGCCCACGAGGAUCUCAAUGACCCCAAGUCGCCGAUAGAGUGCGGUAUCGGUCACCGCGUCCAGGCCAGCAGAUCGGUCUUGGCCUUGGUUAUAGAUAAUGAAUGUGUCUUCGCAGGUCUCCAAGGCGGAGACAUCGUCGCUUGGUCUCUCGAGACAUAUGAUCUAGUCCUCUCGGUGCACGCGCAUCAAGAAAGUGUUCUUGAUCUUUACCUGUCUGAAGACGGCGAUCUACUCUUCUCGAGUGGUGGAGACUCCGUCAUUAAUGUUUGGUCGACCAGAACAUUCGAUCGACUAUACUCUAUUCAUACACACCAUGAUGUGGGUGAUAUCUUCGCGGUAGCCUACUCGUCGACUUUGAACACCAUCUAUUGCGGUGGACAAAACACAAGUAUUCAGUGGUGUGAUAUAUCCCAGGCCGACGCUGCUACGACGCAGUUGUCGACCGCCCAACUUUCGAAGCGUACACAUCGUUUCUUUGAUUCUCGCGGUCCCGACGGCUCUCGCGCUCCGAGACCUGAGGCAGGAUCUGAUGGAGUCCGCCCGGUCACCGAGGGUGGUCAAGUCCUGACCUUCAAGCGCGACCAUCAUAGGUUAUUCUCGCAUCACGGCUAUGUAUAUACGAUGCUCCUAGUUCGAGGAUUGAUGGAGUCGGCACCGAGCGAAGAGGUGCUUUUGACCGGUGCUGGUGAUGGCGUUGUCAAGUUAUGGCGCUUGGAACAAAACAAAUCCAAUGCCGUUCCUACUCAAAUGGCCAAGCUUCAGAAUGGGGACCCGGUUCUUUCGAUCGCUGUGGAUGGAUCUUUCCUUUAUUGUGGUCUAGCCGGAGGUGCCUUGAACAUCUGGAACCUCGACUCUCAUCAGUUGGUGAAGCGCAUCACUCGGCAUACGGGCGACUUAUGGGCUGUCGAUAUCAUUCACGGUGUAGCAGUUUGUGGCGAUUCCAACGGAAUUGUGAAGAAAUUCAAUUCUCGUUUUGAAGAGGUUGGCAGCUGGGCGGCUCAUGAGGGUACGAUGCUGGCAUCUGCUGCUGGUCAAUACAAGGACCGACUUAUCUACGCCACCGGAGGCAACGAUAACACGGUUGGUAUUUGGGAUGUGACGGAGGUGUCGUUGAGCCAGGGCGAACUGCCUCGAAUCAAUAACGACGAAAUGGUGAACUGCCUGGCGAAAUUUGUUGGUUUCAAGACCGUUUCGGCUAGUCCAAAGUUUUCCGGUGAAUGCAACCAAGGUGCAGCAUUUCUACGACGACACUGCAUCUACUUAGGGGCCAAGACAAAGCUCCUAACCACUGGAGAGGACACAAACCCCAUCGUGCAUGCGCGGUUCAAUGCGACAUCUCCGAAUAAGGUUGACAAAACCAUCUUGUUCUACGGACAUUACGACGUGGUCGGAGCCGACGCCAAUCGGGCCAAAUGGAAGACUGAUCCGUUCCAGUUGACUUCUAUGGACGGGUUUCUGUAUGGUCGAGGUGUCUCGGAUAAUAAGGGUCCCAUUCUGGCAGCCCUUUAUGCAGCCGCCGAACUUGCUCGACAGAAGGCACUUCCCUGCGAUGUUGUGUUCAUUAUCGAAGGCGAGGAAGAGUCCGGUUCCCAGGGAUUUCACGAGACAGUCCGGGCACACAAAUCUCAAAUCGGUCCGGUGGACUAUAUCCUGUUGGCGAACAGUUACUGGCUAGACGAUUUCAACCCUUGCUUGACGUAUGGCCUGCGUGGCGUCGUCCAUGCCAACUUGAUUGUUUCCAGUGAUCAUCCAGACCUUCACAGUGGUAUCGAUGGAAGUGCACUGUUGGACGAGCCCUUGAAGGACCUCACGCUACUUCUAGGCACCCUAGUGGGGCCCAGGGGGCGCAUCAAUAUCCCCGGCGUUCAAGACCCGGUCCUGCCUCUCACGGAGGCAGAAAAGCAGCGCUACGCCGAUAUUGCACAAAUUCUUCUCCAGCGGCAUCCUGAGAUCGCGGACCGCGAGGCCCUGAUAAAUUCCCUCAUGCAUCGUUGGCGCGAGCCGUCACUCACGAUUCAUUCCGUCGAAGUCCCGGGUAACAAUAAAAGCACGACGACCACCAUCUCUCGAAAGGCGAAAGCCAGUCUAUCGGUGCGACUGGUGCCAAAUCAAGAAGCGGACGACAUAGCCGCUAGAUUGACCAUGUAUGCCCAAGAACAGUAUGACCUUUUAGGUUCGCAGAACGAUCUGACCGUCGAGAUCACGGGCAAAUCCGAUCCCUGGCUCGGCGACCCGGAUAACGAAAUGUUUGAGACUCUGGACGAGGCCAUCACGGCCGCAUGGACACCGGACCAGCAGAACCAAAAGCACCAAUACCCCCCUAUCCAGCGGAGCCCACAAGAACGAGCGGCCCCAUCCAAGGAGCCGGCGGGACCUGCGAUCAAACGGAAGGACUCGUCCGACAGCCUGGCCUCCCACAUCGACCGCAUCAUCAUGUCGACCACUACAUCCUCCGCUGGGAAAAGGUCAUCUCGGAAACGGUCAUCCCUCAGUAGGACCGUUCCGACCUCGUCGACGCUAACACACAAAUCGGGCGCCGUCUCCUCGAGCGACGCGACGCGCGAGUCCUCCCCAGUGUCUCAUAAUGAGACGCCUGUCACACCUGCCACCGGGCCCAUCUCCGGGCCGUCAGGCGUGCGACCCAUCUAUAUCCGAGAGGGAGGAUCCAUCCCUACAAUUCGGUUCCUCGAGAAGGAAUUCUCCGCCCCGGCAGCUAAUCUGCCGUGCGGACAAGCCAGUGACAACGCGCACUUGUACAAUGAACGUUUACGCGUGGAGAAUCUAUAUAAGAGCCGAGAAAUCUUCAGCUACCUCUUUUCCAAACUUCCGGGUAAGGUUCGAGGUGCGUGA